AUGACAUUGGAGAAUUUUGAUUUCAAGUUCAGUCAGUGUUUUGGGGAUAAAGCGGACAUAGUGGUCACCGAGGCCGAUAUCAUCACGGCGGUGGAAUUCGAUCGUUUGGGAGACUACUUGGCUACCGGUGACCGCGGUGGCCGUGUUGUGUUGUUUGAGAGGAACAACGAUAAACACUGUGAGUACAAGUUCUUGACGGAGUUCCAAAGUCACGACGCAGAAUUCGAUUAUUUGAAAUCGCUCGAGAUUGAGGAGAAGAUAAAUCAGAUCAAAUGGUUGCGACCCACGCAGAAAUCUCACUUCCUCUUGAGUACAAACGACAAAACGAUCAAGCUUUGGAAGAUUUAUGAGAAAAACGUGAAACUUGUCAGUGAGAACAACUUAUCCGAGGGCCAAGCUUUGAAAAGACACUACGGCGCAAGCCCAAACAACGGGAAUGGGUCUGCUAGGGCUGCACUUAGCUUGCAGAAUUUAAGACUGCCAAAAUUAUCCCAGCAUGACACAAUCAUAGCCGCGGCGCCGAAAAGAACCUAUAGUAACGCUCAUACUUAUCACAUCAACUCGAUCUCGAUUAGUUCCGACCAGGAAACUUUCAUUAGUGCAGAUGAUUUGAGGAUCAAUCUUUGGAAUUUGGACAUACCGGACCAGAGUUUUAAUAUCGUCGACAUUAAGCCCGCUAAUAUGGAGGAACUGACUGAGGUUAUCACAAGUGCAGAGUUCCAUCCCGAGCAUUGUAAUCUAUUCAUGUAUUCAUCUUCAAAGGGUACCAUAAAGUUGUGUGAUAUGCGGCUAAAUGCCUUGUGUGAUAAUAAGACAAGGACUUUUGAAGAGUAUCUGGAUCCAAUUAAUCAUAAUUUUUUUACAGAAAUCACUUCGUCCAUCUCUGAUGUCAAAUUCAGUCCCAACGGACGCUACAUCGCGUCAAGAGAUUACUUGACGGUGAAAAUUUGGGAUGUCAAUAUGGAUAACAAGCCAUUGAAGACCAUAAACAUUCAUGAUCAACUGAAGGAAAGGCUGAGUGAUACUUAUGAAAACGACGCAAUUUUUGACAAAUUUGAGGUGUGCUUCAGCGGCGAUAGUUCAAGCGUAAUGACUGGCUCUUACGAUAACAACUUUAUGAUUUAUCCCAAUGUAAUCAAUACCGGUGAUGAUCCCCGCGGCGUUGUAAAGAGCUUUGGUGACGAGAAUCAAACCAUAAACUUCAACAGCGAUAAAAAAUCCUCGAAGGAUAAAGCAAUGAAAUUCAACAGCAAUAUUAAUAAAGGUAAUAGUAGUAAUGAUCUGAGAAAUAAUGGUUCUACCUUGGGCGGAAGAAAGGGGAAUAGACGGAGAAGCAGUAAUAGCAGUCGAAACAGUAAUGAAGACAACGGAAAUACCCUAAACGAAAUCGUUCUGCAAGCGGAUAAGACGGCUUUCAAGAGCAAAAGAUAUGGAUUAGCGCAAAGAUCAGCAAGAAACAAGGAUUGGGGUGACAAUAUUGAUUUCAAGAAGAGUAUUCUACAUUUUUCGUGGCACCCCAGAGAAAAUAGCAUUGCCGUGGCUGCGACGAACAAUUUAUUCAUAUUUUCUGCAUUGUAA
Messenger RNA from Torulaspora globosa, 1578 nucleotides. It is a transcript of the gene CDC55, whose product is annotated as protein phosphatase 2A regulatory subunit CDC55. NCBI's taxonomy places the organism in Eukaryota, Fungi, Ascomycota, Saccharomycetes, Saccharomycetales, Saccharomycetaceae. Gene Ontology annotation, cellular component: cytosol; protein phosphatase type 2A complex. The transcript has a single exon. Gene Ontology annotation, molecular function: protein binding; protein phosphatase regulator activity. Gene Ontology annotation, biological process: peptidyl-serine dephosphorylation. The coding region runs from base 1 to 1578 and encodes 525 amino acids. The record is from RefSeq and is a predicted model, not a curated record.